GACAGGUUUAAUCCAAACCCAGCUGUCUAGGUGUGUGGAGCACGAGCUCAGAAAAGAACUAUCAUGGUGAAACUCAUUAAUUCUAUGGCGGAGUUUGACAACGAGCUGGCCACGGCAGGAGGCAAGCUGGUGGUGGUGGACUUCACAGCUACGUGGUGUGGUCCCUGCAAAAUGAUUGCUCCAGUUUUUGAAGAACUGUCAAUACGCUACAAAGGCCAAGUGAUUUUCCUUAAGGUGGAUGUGGAUGAGGUUGCUGAUCUGUGCCAGCAAUGUGGCAUUCGAAGCAUGCCCACGUUCCAAUUCUACAAGAACGGAAAGAAGUCUCCACCUGAGCAGCACUUCCUGUUGCCACCAUCAGCUCCUCUGUCCCACACAGGAAAUAUUUUAUUCCACUCGUGCAACACCUGACGGUCCCGUCAAUAGCUGCCGUAACACAUGGCUGAUGUAAAAACACAAACAUGAAGUCCUCUUUUAAUUCUGUUAAAAUUGCUAGAACUCUUGCAAACUGCUGUAUGGGUUUUAAUUUCCCCCCAAAAAAGGUGGAUUAAUAAAUGAUGAACUGAA
This is a messenger RNA of Nematolebias whitei (Rio pearlfish), 564 nucleotides long. Its product is annotated as thioredoxin. Lineage: Eukaryota; Metazoa; Chordata; Actinopteri; Cyprinodontiformes; Rivulidae. The record is from RefSeq and is a predicted model, not a curated record. Gene Ontology annotation, molecular function: protein-disulfide reductase activity.